GUGCAUUCAUUUUAUUGAUUUUUCGAUAAUGAUACGCUCGAUCUCUUUGCUUUUAUUAUAAGGAAAGAUAAGCUUCGCGAUGUUUUAAUUCCAAUUUGACUUUCGCAACAAAAUGCAUUCAUGUUGCGAAAUGCAAUGAAAUGUGCUAGUUAGUAAAUGUUUAAAUGUUAAGUUAGCUUCAAAUAGAAUUGCCUCUUCGAGUUAUAUGUUCCGUGCAUUUCUCUAAUGUGUCGAUGACGAUGAUCGUCUUUUCUCUCCCUUCGUGACUCAUAAGAUUCGAAUCGGUUUCUCCUACUUGAGAGGGCUUCUGGCUGCAGUAGAGGGGUCCGGCAGCGAGAUACAGCGAGCUUAUCAGUUGGUGUGCGACUGCAGUGCAUUGCUGUGGAUCGUGUUGCAUCCUGUAUCUCGAGUGCUUCGUGACGGGAAAUAACGUGCUCUAUUUCAAAGCGAAGGGGGGCCUGAACGUUGUAUAUUAAAAUCGACGGUGGUGUAUCGUCGGAAAUUUUCUCUCUUUCUCUCUCUCUUUCUCCACUCUUUCCCCAUCGAAGCUUCACCGACCUGUGUGCGUGUCGGAUGCGUGACAGCGACGAGAAGCGACGAGGAAGUCACGCAAGCAACAACGGUAACGCGUGGACGUUUUUAUUUGCCACACGCGAUAUUACCAUGAUUUGUUCGAUCGCGGCAAAUGUAUCUGCAAACAUGGAUAAUCGCGAUAGCGCACCUAACUUAUGCCCAGCACGUCGUCGCCAAGCACGGGCUAUGCAACGGCUACAAGUCCGGCGAGGACGAUCUUCAGACGUUCGAGUUUAUCAGCAAGCUGAAAUUGGAUCUGCUGGACAUGCGUUACAGCGGCAUGACGAAGGUCCGGGGCAGUGAUCGCACACAGACGGCGUACCGGCUAGAGAAAGGCACUGAUGUCACCCUCCCGACGAAGAAUAUCACGCUCAGCGAGCUUCCAGAAGAAUUCUCGUUGGUGUAUACAUUGAGAGCUAGGAAAUCACCGAAGUAUCCUUGGCACGUCAUUAAGAUAACGAACGCGAAUGGUGACGCUCAGUUUCUCAUCACGAUGAAUUCCCGAAAGCGAACGCUGGAUUUUUCGUUAAUCGAUCACGAGGAAAAAUUACAAACGAUCUCUUUCCUUAAUUAUCGUGUGUUCGACAAGGGUUGGCACAAGGUAAACUUCGGGGUGUUCAAGGAUAAGCUAGUUCUCAACGUCGACUGCGAAUUCAUUGGCGUGGAAGAUUUAAAACCACACAACUCGAUUAAAGUCGACGGGAACAUAUCAAUAGCCAAAAUGAGCAAUAGUAAGAUCACUGUACCGAUCGACCUGCAAUGGAUGGUUCUAAAUUGCGAUCCAAUGAGACACGAGAGAGAAACGUGCAAAGAAUUACCGAAGGCAAUAGAAGCUGCUUCACUUCAAAUAAAACCUACCUGUGAUACGAUCUGUCCACAAGGAUCACCUGGAUUUAAUGGUACAAACGGAUUUCCCGGUCCACCUGGGCCACCCGGAGCACGAGGACCUAUUGGUGCGACAGGCUCGCCUGGAUUUCCAGGGCAACGUGGAUCGUCAGGGGAACAAGGAAAUACAGGAGCUCCAGGUAAUAUUGGCGCCAGAGGUUUCCCGGGAUUGCAAGGUUUUAAAGGAUCGAUCGGCCCCGUGGGACCACCGGGUUUACCAGCACAAAAGGGUGAAAGAGGCGAUAUGGGAUUCCCGGGUCUAAAAGGAGACCAGGGUAUUCGAGGGCUUCCGGGCCCUCCAGGGAAUAUGAGCCAUUUUUCAUAUUUUCUUGGAUCGCCAGAAUACAAGGGUGAGAAAGGAGCCAAAGGUGAACGAGGGGAUAACGGCGUUCAAGGACGGCCGGGUGAAAAAGGCGAACCUGGAGAUAGGGGAUUUCCAGGAUCAGCUGGAAUCGACGGUGCACCAGGUAUUCCUGGUUUUCCGGGACCUCCUGGUCCUCCUGGACCCAGAGGCAGCAAUGUAUUUACGAACACUUCCAGUAUUCCAGGACUACCAGGCUCACCAGGACUGCCAGGAUUGCCGGGACCUCCUGGUAGGCCUGGAUCGAAGGGCGAUAUCGGAGAACGUGGUCGAGAUGGCAUACCGGGAUUGUCAGAUAAUAGCGUCGUACCUGGCCCUGAGGGACCUAUCGGUCCUCCUGGCCUUGACGGUCUCCCAGGUGCAAUCGGACCGAUAGGCCCUCCAGGGCUAUCUGGAGAUCCAGGAAAGGCUGGAGAUCCAGGAUUACCGGGACCGCAGGGACUUCCAGGACCACGUGGAGAACCGGGGUCUCCAGGGUCUCGAGGUUUAGAUGGGCGCACAGGAUACCCAGGAAUCCCAGGAAUGAUAGGCCUGAAGGGUAACAAGGGACUGGAGGGCGAACGAGGUCCCGUCGGACCUCGCGGGCUGCCAGGAAAUUCGGGCUCAACGGGCUCACCAGGAACACAAGGUUUACCAGGAAUGGACGGUCUACCCGGUCUACCCGGCCCUCCGGGAUCAAUAGGGCCACCGGGACCUCCAGGUCCUCCCGGUCUUUCAGCUACGAAUAGCAGCUUUGAUAGCAUCGGUAUUCCUGGUCUUGAGGGACCUAGAGGUCCACCAGGUCUUCCAGGCGUACCAGGUGAAAAAGGAGCUCCUGGAGAACGAGGACUAGAAGGUCCGCCAGGAUUCCCUGGAAUGCGCGGUGCAGACGGACCGCCUGGAUUUCAAGGCCCUCCCGGGAAAAGGGGUGAAACGGGAUUACCCGGCCCUCAAGGUCUGCCGGGACGUAGUAUAAGCGAGGCGGAAAUUCGCGAUAUUUGCACCAAUGUUCUGAGAGAGAGACUGAAAGAAUUAACAGAGGGUCUACGAGGGCUGCCCGGAUUACCGGGACCGGCUCGACACGGCCGUCCCGGUCAGGCCGGAAUGCGGGGCAUUCCAGGCGAUCCGGGACCGCCAGGUUUGCCGGGAGAACGUGGAUUCGUCGGCUUUCCGGGCAUGCAGGGUCUCAUCGGUCCGGUGGGAUCACCUGGCGAGCGUGGAGAAAAGGGGGAUAGAGGUCCUGAAGGAAUUGGUUCGGAAGGCCCGCCUGGUCCAACAGGUCUACCAGGACCUCCUGGUAAUGACGGCGUUGGUUUACCCGGAAAGCAGGGGGACAAAGGUGAACCAGGUAGACAAGGUUUUCCUGGUUUGGGAGGGCCGCCAGGAAUUCAGGGACCACCCGGAUUUUGCGAAUUCUGCAAUUAUCCUGGCAGCAAUUACUUGCACAAUCGUGGCAACGAGAAAGGUCCUUGAUAAGCUGUAUAGGAACUAAUUUCUGAACACGUAGCGGAAGGAGCACUGCUAAGAGAGAUCGUUGAGAGAAGUUAUUCGAUGUAUUUUCUGACACGAGUGUCUUUAUAAUUUGGCGCUCAAUAGCGAAAAAAAAUCUUUACAAGUCCCUUAUGAAGGGACCGCCAUGUAAAGCUAGCGAUUCUCUGAAUUACAUUUUGUAGUUACUUCAAAUUCAAUAUAUUAUUCAAUAAA
Messenger RNA from Wasmannia auropunctata (little fire ant), 3502 nucleotides. RefSeq names its product collagen alpha-1(IX) chain-like. The record is from RefSeq and is a predicted model, not a curated record. The transcript has 19 exons. The coding region runs from base 686 to 3271 and encodes 861 amino acids. Gene Ontology annotation, cellular component: basement membrane. NCBI's taxonomy places the organism in Eukaryota, Metazoa, Arthropoda, Insecta, Hymenoptera, Formicidae.